This is a messenger RNA of Periophthalmus magnuspinnatus, 2698 nucleotides long. Its product is annotated as nuclear GTPase SLIP-GC-like. Gene Ontology annotation, molecular function: GTPase activity. Bases 30 to 2420 code for a protein of 796 amino acids. The record is from RefSeq and is a predicted model, not a curated record. NCBI's taxonomy places the organism in Eukaryota, Metazoa, Chordata, Actinopteri, Gobiiformes, Gobiidae. The transcript is spliced from 21 exons.
CCUCCACCAGUGAAAGGAGCUCCGAGGAGAUGACCUCAGGGUCUAACCUGGCCAAGAAAAAGAGCAGAUCUAUGGAUGCUCCACUCAAAUUUGAAUGUACAGGUGUUUGCAAUAUGGAGGAAUUUGUUGCCAGUUUUUUAACCAAAUGGGGCCUCUCCGAUUUGAUAGAGACAUUUAAAGGGAGGAAGAGACAACAGGUGGAGCGCGGGGCAGCUGUUCCUUCACAUCAAGAGGUGCUACGUUCAGAUGCCUCUGUGAUACCGCCCGAGGAUUUGCCAUCUUCAAGUAAAGCAUGUGGAAAUGAACAGAAGGUUUUAAAAAGGAAAUGUGCACAGACUCAGACAAACAGCUCUGCAAAAAUCAAACGACAAUGUGACACUGAACCAGAUAUUUGUACAGAUGACUUAAUAUUGAAAGAGGUGAAAGACCUUAUGACCAGGGUCCGUGACAGAUUGAGUGAUCAUACGAACACCAAACUCAAUGUUUUCUUAAGGAAAAACAUUUUGGACUUGAAUACAGAUAAAAAGGACCUGGUUGGAGUCUUUGGUAAAACUGGUGCAGGAAAGAGCACUUUGAUUAAUGCCAUUGUUGAAGAGAAAGGUCUUUUGCCCACUGGAAGUGUGGAAGCAUGCACCUCAGUCAUGAUCAAAGUGGAGGCUAAUACAAAAAACAAGAUAUAUGAAGCAGAAAUAGAGUUCAUAUCUAAAGAGGAGUGGGAAGAUGAGCUGUGGUCUUUGAAAAAUCUUUUGGAUGAAAUCUCAGAUGAAGAAAUGACAGAAGACGAAGAAUAUGGCGAGACUACUGAAAAAAUGACAGCUUUUUAUGGAGAUGAGUGGAGAGACAAAUCUAAAAACUUGAUGAAGCCUACAUAUUUUAAAGAAAUUCGAGAAUUUUUUCUGUUUGGAAGAAAAAUCAUUCAAGUCGACGCGGCACAAGAGUUGGCUGAAAAACUUCUCAAAUACACCAAAAGUGAAAAUGGACAAAGACGGUUCUGGCCCCUGGUGAAGUGUGUGACUGUGAGAGUACCAAACAAUGACAUUCUUAAACACAUAACUCUAGUGGAUCUUCCUGGAAGUGGAGAUCGGAAUAAGAGCAGAGAUCAGAUGUGGAAAAGGAUUGUUGCCAGUUGUUCAACUGUGUGGGUUGUGUCUGAAAUGACCCGAGCAGCAUCUGAUAGAGAUGGUUGGGAGAUUCUAGAGAGUACAAGUAAACUCAUGGGGAAUGGUGGUGAAUGUCAAAACAUUUACUUCAUCUGCACCAAGUGUGAUGACCAAGGGGCUGACGAUGGCACCACAGAGAACAUUUUGGAAAGAAACCAAAAGGCCAAAGACAUAGUGAGGAAAGAAUUUAAUAAACUUCCUAAAGUCAAGAAACAAUUCCGAGAUGACUGCUUUGACGUUUUCACUGUGAGCUCUAAAGAAUUUUUCAAUCCAAAAAAACUUAAGCCUGUUCAAACUGAAAUACCCAAACUUCAAGAACUCCUUCGAAGUCUAAAUAACCAACAUGAUCAAACUCUGAACUAUGUCCGUGGAGCCUAUGGGAUUCUGUCUCUGAUCAAAGGAGCAAAAGUGGGAAAUAUGGAUCCUGUUCAGACGGCACAGGUGCAGGAGAAACUGAAUGAAAACAUAGAGCGUGAGCUUCAGAAAGUCAGAAAGUCCAUGAAAGAUAUGCUUGAGGUGUUUGAAGAAUGCCUGAGCAACGGUGUGGAGGAGUCUAAGAAUAAGUCUGAAGACGCCUUAUACAGGAAACUAAACCCUAAAAAGAAAGGUGGUGGGAGUAGUUUUCACCGGCCACUGAAAUGUGCAUUGCAAAACAAUGGUGUUCACAAAACUAAGAAGACACAAAUCAACCUCAAUGAAGCAAUAUCAAAGUUUCUGACUGACAGCAUUGAUGAAGAAUUCAGGAGAAGUUUCCCAAAUGAUGCAGAAUCUGGGCCUUUAUAUGAAGUAAUUCAUGCAUUUUCAGUUGACACAAACAGACUGGCUCAACAGUACAAAACUUUUGAACUUCAACUGACAUUUAUCAGCACUGAGGUCUCCAAGGUUAAGACAAAACUUUGCAAAGAGAUUCGUGAUCGCAAAAAGCUCAUCUACAGCAGUGUGACAGAGACCGUGAAAGAGACAAUGCAAAAAUGUUACAAAGAAGCAGCAACUUUCACAGGCCGAGGUUGUUUAGAAAAGAUGAAACAUACAGUUCAAAAGCACCUCCAUGAUGUAAAGGGCACAAUGUUUGACGAGGCAAAAGCUGAAGUGUUGUGUCAGCUGGAGGACCUGAAGGAUGAUGUCCAGAAACAGCUGAGUGACACUCUGCAGGAAUCUAUUGAGCUGUCAUUCAAAACUGAUCUGUCAAUCCCAGAUUUUGAAAAUGAGUUUAACUUGGUGAAGAAACACUUUGAUGACCUGAAAAUGAAGAAGACCUAGCUCGUGUUUCAGUGAAGGUCUGAUCUGUUGGAUUGAAGCACGUUGUGAGUGGAAGCAGCAGAUGAAUUGAGCCUGUCACAUUCAACCAGACAAGAGCAUACAACAAUACAGCUCAAGACAUCUUAUGUUUUUGUCAUCUUAGUGUCAAAAGUCCUUUUUUCAUAUUUACUGAUACUUGCAUAAUACUAUUGUUUUUAAUUGAACGUGCAUUACAUUCCCAUUGUUUGUUAUUGUAACUAGUUUGCUUGUCCCACUAAAAGUAAUGCUUAUUUUUCCUG